AUGAGUGAAGAUUCUCAGGCAUGCCUCCGUGGGACGUAUCUCGCCAAUGGAACUUCCGACUACACUCGACAAGGGCGGAAUGAGUUGGUGAGCAUGGAUUUGGAUUCCAGUUGCAAUGCGAGCCCUCAGGAACGCACGCGUUUCUUCUCGCCGAACCUGCUGAACAGCCGUGGCUUCAAUUCACCUUCGGUUGCAGGACCUGCUCACACUAGUCCCGGCAGUCCCGUCCGUGCUCGGAAGCCGAAGAAGAUGCAGGCUCUUUGUCACAACGAUCUCGUAGCUGCGACGACGUGUCCUGGUGGGUCGUACAUUAAAGAGGAUCGCAAACUGCGCCAACCAUGUGGCCGUCUAGCAGGUGAGCCAUUACAUCUCAUGGGCUUACCGUACGAUGCGC
Messenger RNA from Amoebophrya sp. A25, 394 nucleotides. NCBI's taxonomy places the organism in Eukaryota, Dinophyceae, Syndiniales, Amoebophryaceae. The record is from the annotation of a GenBank genome assembly.